AUGAUCGAUCAUGUGUCGGUUUUGGGUAUCAAAAUGGGUAUGGUUGCCUGCGAUCUGGAAACUCGAGGUGGAGGAUGGACGAUCAUCCUGAGGAGAUUGGAUGGAAGUGUCAACUUCUAUCGCAACUGGACCGAGUACAAAAAUGGAUUUGGAAAUCUGGAUGGAGAAUUCUUCUUGGGGUUGGAUAAAAUACACGCACUAACUGCAGACAGGAAACAGGAGCUACUUGUGAUUCUUGAGGAUUUCGAUGCAGAUAGAAGAUUGGAGUCGUACGAUGACUUUGCCAUUGGCAACGAAGAUCAACAAUAUGUCCUACACACUCUGGGCAAAGCCCAUGGAACUGCAGGAGAUUCACUGGACUACCAACGUGGCAUGAAAUUUUCUACGUUUGAUCGGGAUAAUGAUAAGGAUUCGACACGACACUGCGCCGAAAAAUACACUGGUGCCUGGUGGUACAACGAAUGUCACUACAGUAAUUUGGCCGGGAAGUAUAAUGACAAAAGCUAUAGCAGCGGCGUCAAUUGGUACCAUUUUCGGGGUUAUGAGUACUCCCUUAAAACAGCUGUGAUGAUGAUAAGGCCAAGAAAGUAAAACUGCAUAAACAGUUUAUUGAAAUGUAUUGUAAACAUUCAUCUGCACUUUUUAUGUAUAUUUAAAGAAAAAUUAAAUAAAAGUAAUUGAAACUCUCCCUA
Molecule: messenger RNA, 692 nt
Organism: Drosophila innubila
Lineage: Eukaryota; Metazoa; Arthropoda; Insecta; Diptera; Drosophilidae
Product: ficolin-1-like
Exons: 3
Coding region: 1-591 (196 amino acids)
Source: RefSeq, a predicted model, not a curated record